GUUUACUCUCGUCAACCAGCUAGGAACCAAUGUGACCCGCGAGCGUACCUAGGGUUGGGGACGGUCUUCCUCUGCAUUCCGAAAUGCCUCGGAUUCCGCGACAAACAUUCAACAUCCGCACCGCCCUCUCUGGACCUGUCACCAGCCCUGCUCGCGAAAAGGAACUGAGGCUCGUCAAGAAAAUUGAUAUUUCCCCAGAAAUCCAAUCCCUCCUAGAGACACCCACAUGGUCCGUGUCUCAGCUUCUGCCUACGCCAUCACGGCGAUCUAAAACGAGAGACUCGACGACAAGCACAGACAAGACUUCAUCCGAAGCACCGGCACAGUUGAGAGACGAAGCUACACCGAGCUCGAAAGAAAUAACGCGUGAGAAACUACAUCACCUCCUCCGCCUCUCCGCACUCCCUCUCCCUAAAAACCAAGCCGAAGAAGCCCAAAUGCUCCGAGACCUGCGCGAUCAAGUACACUUUGUCAAGGAAAUCCAGAAAGUCGACACAACCGGUGUCGAACCUCUUGUGGCCAUCCGCGACGAAACCUCGGAACAUAGACAAGAACGCACCAUUACCCGAUCGACCUUGGCCGAGUUCAUCGCACUCGAGGAGAAGAAGGGUAGGAAUGGAACGAUAAGGAGAAGAAGAGAUACCUAUCAGGUCACAAGUUUCACCCCGGAUAGUCAGCCGUGGGAGGAGGACCCAUUAGCUUGGAGUAAGGUUGAGGAUCCCUGGGCACUCGGAGAAGACGGGGAGAGUCGCAAGAUGGGAAGGUUCUUCUUCGUCAAGAGGCAGGUGCCCGAGCCAAAGCCCGAGGGGGCGGAUAAAGAGGCGGGAGGGAAGAAUACGAAGGAAAAGGACGUGGAUUGACCAGGAGAAUAGCCGGCUACGACUUCUCAUCAAAGCUCGAGUAAUCUUCCGGGAAACCAGCAUGCUGAAGUAGGAGCCGGAGCAGAUGCAAAGGGAAGCAAACACCGAACACGGGACGCCUUUGCUCAGGCCAAACACCAGCGUUGUGGAGUUAUGGGUAUUAUCACAUGAAGGUGACUUCUGCGGGCAAUGAGGAUGGAUUCGUGCAGAGAUGCAAGGGACUUACUAGGGACUUACAGUCUCCAUGCAUCUAGGGCCAGCUGCCGAGCCCGAACUGCAGAACAACAGAAGAGCAGGCGGAAGAUUCGUCCCAGUGGACAAUAUUCCCUCAAUCCUCAUCCGUCGCGCUCCCUGCAUUCGCAUAUAUUUACGGCUUUUCCGACGACAGUCAUCAGACCCAGAUUGCUUGAUGCACGGACGGAAUCAGCGAAGCAUUGCAGCUUCGAGUACGGAAGCUGGACGGGAGGUUGGUUUCCAGAGUUCGGACUUCCAACAGCCGUUCACCGCCGGUAGUCGGGUACCAGGCUGAAAUGCCUAGCGAGCAGUGGAGGAGCAGAGAGCACGGUAAGGAAUGGCAGAAAGAGUUUCAGUGUGGUGGCACACUGAAGAUGGAAAAGUGUCAUAUGUCUAGACCGGGAAGCGGAGUCGCUGGGAGGCUCUGUUAUAGAAUCGGACGGCCAAUCCGGAAUAUCAAUCCCAAGCAUACGGAUCCCACUCUCCCAAAUUUGCCUUCUGUCCCUCGUCGAGGCCGUCAAUGACUUCGACAUCUUCUUUGGAAAUCUCCCAGCCGAAAAUUCCCUUGUUCUCGAUGAUCCGCUGUUCUCGAUCGCUCUUGGGAAUCACUACCAGGCCUUUCUGCAGCCCCCACCGCAAGACGAUCUGAGCUGGGGUCCGGCCGUACUUCUGAGCAAGGGAGACAAUGGUCGGGUCGUUCAGUCGCCGGCCCUGGGUGAGGGGCGAGUACGCCACCACGACGAUGCCCUUGGCCUUGCAGUACGACACGAGCUGCCUCUGCUGGUUCCACGGGUGGAGUUCGAUCUGGUUGCAGACGGGCUCGAUGUAGACGCCCUGCUCGGUCAUGAGCUGCUCGAUGUGCUUGGGCGCCCAGUUGGACACGCCGAUGCUCUUGACCAGGCCCCUCUCGACCGCGUCCUGGAGCCCCAGCCACGCCUCCUUGCGCGCCAGCGGGCCCGGCCGCGGCGUGUGCAGCAGGUAGAGGUCGAUGGAUGGCAGGCCGAGUUUCUGCAGCGAGGCCUCGACGCCCGCGAGCGCCCCGUCGCGCGAGUACAUGUCCUCCCACAGCUUCGAGCACACGAACAGCGUGGAAGGGUCGAUCUGGCUCUGCGCGAUGGCCGCGCCCGUCUCCGCCUCGUUCUUGUAGAUCUGCGCCGUGUCGAGAUGCGUGUACGAGUUCCGCAGCGCCGCCAGGGCCGACUGCGUGCACGUCGCGCUCUGGCAGGUGCCGAAGCCCAGCACGGGGAUCUCGUGCCCAGACUUUAGCGGCAGCGUCGAUGAGAUCUGUAGUUCAGGCAUUUUUUAUUAUUGAGAAACUCGAGGGGCA
Messenger RNA from Cladophialophora immunda, 2421 nucleotides. RefSeq names its product aspartyl/glutamyl-tRNA(Asn/Gln) amidotransferase, C subunit. Gene Ontology annotation, molecular function: glutaminyl-tRNA synthase (glutamine-hydrolyzing) activity. The coding region runs from base 84 to 860 and encodes 258 amino acids. NCBI's taxonomy places the organism in Eukaryota, Fungi, Ascomycota, Eurotiomycetes, Chaetothyriales, Herpotrichiellaceae. Gene Ontology annotation, biological process: glutaminyl-tRNAGln biosynthesis via transamidation; regulation of translational fidelity. The transcript has a single exon. The record is from RefSeq and is a predicted model, not a curated record.